CCCCCACCAACAACCACACCAAUAUUCCUCCCCAAACCAACAUCUCCCUCACCUCUUUGGCCACUCUUGUUCUUUUUCGCCGUUAUUUAUACUUGCACUGCCAGCCGGAGAUAUUGUGCAUUUGCAUUGCUUCUGCCUCUUUGUCUCCUCGCACCCAUCCCGCCUUGCUCGCUGUGCUGCUGCCUGCGAGAACCACAAGACCUGCUGGUGCUGCGUGCCGUCGCAUUCUUUGCUGCAGACAUCAGACGCACAUUCAACCUGUUCUCUCCUCCAAUUGCCAGCAUUUAACCACCCCCUUUUCUUACUGCGCGUAACAGCUGCCAAUCCCUCCAGCCAGCCAGCCAGCCAGCCAGCCAGCCAUUGCGGCCUGUUCAACGAUAAAAGGGCCCUCGCCUGCCUUCCUCCACCACCCAGACCCCCGCUUCAUUCUCCUCUGCUCUGCUCGCCCCUUCCGCACUCUUCCCUCGGCCAUGUCUACCACCACCAACAUCUUUGAUGUGGUGCUCCACCCCAGCAUCUUUGACCAGUCCAGCCCGCCAUCUUCGUCCAGCCCGUCGGGUGGGUCGUCGAUUUCGACAACCACCUCUGCGGGCGGCAGCGGCACAUCGUCGCCGUCCACAUCCGAGCCACAGUGGUCCGACGACGACUGGUCGUCCAUCCGCCAGCGCCUGUGGAAUGCAAAGUAAUGGCAGUAGCCCCCUGGGCCCGGGGCGGAUCCCGAGCCUCGGUGGCGACAAAACUCUGUUUCUUCGUGGCGCGCCUCCCAGGGGCAGAUGGCCAAUAUCGGUCGGACACAGCACCACGUUGUUUCCACGCCAGCGUGCCUCUAAUUGCCGCCUGCCUCUGCUCGGCCGUGACCACCGCAACCACCACCGGUUUUCAGCUUUUCAUUUCCCAUCCUCGUGUAUAUAUCGACAAUUUCUUCGUUCUGUAAUAUAGGCGUGAUCCCGCA
Molecule: messenger RNA, 952 nt
Organism: Linderina pennispora
Lineage: Eukaryota; Fungi; Kickxellomycota; Kickxellomycetes; Kickxellales; Kickxellaceae
Exons: 1
Coding region: 471-686 (71 amino acids)
Source: RefSeq, a predicted model, not a curated record